Messenger RNA from Styela clava, 2341 nucleotides. The record is from RefSeq and is a predicted model, not a curated record. Lineage: Eukaryota; Metazoa; Chordata; Ascidiacea; Stolidobranchia; Styelidae.
CUCAUAUAUAUUCAUUUAUUUUCUGUGGUAGAAAUACUCGAAAACUAUGUUGCUCAUGUAUAAAGCAUUGAUAGUUCUCAUUAUUUUGAAGUUCGCUUACGCAGGUUGGGAUCGAAGCACUGAAGAAUUUAUUCCUUCAAAAUUCUUCAAAAAGUUUGAUGCCGAGGUAUCUCCGUACGAAGCAUUAAAAUUUAAUUUCCCCAAAGAUGAGGGCUUCGUUGCCGGCAGAUAUCCUAAAUGCGCACGACACAGAUUUGUUUCUGGACCGGAUCAGUCGUGUCAGGAAACAAAAGGAACUCAAAACACUGGAAAGACUUGUAAAACUAGACGCUGCACUCAGUAUUCAUAUUACGGAUCUACCAAAUGUAAUAAAAUUGUCAAACUAUACAAGCCGUUCAAACACUCAGCAAUGGAAUGCAAAUUUCCAAAUAUUCUUUGUGGCGAAAGUGGAAAUGAAUAUCAACGACAUUUUGACACGUUUUCUGGUUUUAACCCACACGAUACCGAUGAUAAAGAAUGUGAAUGCCAGACUAUCUGGUGCCUCGGAAACAUUUGGACAAUCUACGAAGAAGGUGGAAAACUGUACAAAGGAAAUGUAACUGUAAAGACACCUUGCAAGUGUGAAUGCAGAAUGCCGUUUCGAAAGAUGGAAAAUUGGGUUGGCGGCGGCUUAGAUGGCUAAAUGUUAUCAACUGACAUUAUUAUGUGCAGAUCAAAUAUACAGAUAAUCUUGAAAAUUGAUAUAAAACAAAAGCACUAUGAUUUCAAUAUGACUCUUCGAGGCUAUUGGCAUAGGACUUAGCUUGAAUAUUAUUUUGGUGCAAUGUUGUUCUGAUUGUUUAAACUCGGACAUUCAAAUAAAAUAAAAAAAACAUGUAAAUUUUAUUAAGUUUUAUUAAUUUCAUAAAUAUGUGUGGUAACCAUAGAGUUAGCGGUUUAGAGAAUCGAUAUAAACCGGUAAGAAACUGUAGCGUACCGUCCGUAUGUAAAUGAAUUUUCCAAGUCCAAAAUAUCUUUUAAUAUGAUCUCAAUAUUCAUUCCAGGUAAUGCUAUUUUAUUAAUUAAUAAUCUGAAAGCUUAAUACAACCAAAUAUCCCAAUCAAAUCAACAGGCACUGGAACCGUCUUGAGGUUUAUAGAUACAACUUCGAAAUUCCGUGAUUUUAACAAACAUCAAUCUCGACCUCGAGAUUAGGAAAAUGGCUAUUCCCAGUGGAAAUAGUUUAAAACUAACCCAAAAAUGUUUUGCCAAUGAAUACAAAUAUCUGCCAAUGGUCAAAUGGUUUAGUACACGCUAAAAUGUGUCUGCGAGCCGCGGUUUGGACCACCCUGAUCUAAACAAAUUCUAAUCUAAUAGCCAAAAAAUCAGAAAUAAACACACUUGGUAACAUACGUAAAAACUAGAAACAAUUUUACAGACUUUAAAGAUCCGAAACACUAAAAAUCUAACUAAAAACAACCACAGCUCCAUUGAUGCGACCCACAGCCUGGAGUGUCAUAGCGCCAUCGGUUUAACCGUGUCAUAGCGCCAUCGGUGUUUCCAACGUCAAAAUAUCUCCGUCAUAUUGUAGAUUAUAAGCGACUUAGUACUUAUAAUGAGGAUCUACAAGAAGCCUAUAACGUGUUGGGCGGUGACAGUUGCGCUAUUAACUCCCUUUUAUGCAUAACCUGCCAGGUUUCUCGAUGUUAACAACUCCACAACUUGAAUAUGAUUGAAAUCUAUUGCAGUCACGUGAAAUACGAAAUUGUGUGGUGAUAUUCCAGUAUUGUAGAAUGUAGAAGUCCAAAUAAAUUGAUAUAGCAAUGUUGAGGGUUGCUAAAGUUUACGAGCAACCCAACAGGCAGGUUAAUAACAUACUUAAUUCUAAAGAUGCAAACAAUAGCAACAUUACAAUAUGAAAACAAAUCAAACCCUAUUAUUUAACUUAAAGACAAGCGAAAAAUCCGCUCAUUACGGCAUAUGAAUUAGCAUUACUAACAGACUAACCGGCAAACUCUUAGCACAAAUAAAUUGUAAACAGCCGACUGGCAAUGAUUUGAAAUAAUAAACAAACACAAAAACGAGAGAAAAGAAAAAUCGAUAAAAGACUUUGUUCCCGCCGACAGGCCUAUUCCUACCCACGAACAGAUGGUGCAAUCGCCUUGAAGGGAGUAGUUUAUUAGCGGUCAUUCGACAAAAGUGCAAUGACCGAUUUCUCUCGAAAUAACCCCGGGUCAAAUAUAUGCAAAAUAAAACAAAGAAACUUUGUCUGUAACAUUCCCGGCCUCAAAAUAACGAAUUGAACAAAAGUUAUUUUCAAACAUUUAAACAAAAUACAGACAAGUUUCUUUCCCAUCACUAG